Hypomesus transpacificus is the source of this 732-nucleotide messenger RNA. RefSeq names its product complement C1q-like protein 4. Bases 7 to 732 code for a protein of 241 amino acids. The record is from RefSeq and is a predicted model, not a curated record. Lineage: Eukaryota; Metazoa; Chordata; Actinopteri; Osmeriformes; Osmeridae. The transcript is spliced from 2 exons. Gene Ontology annotation, molecular function: protein binding.
GUGGCCAUGGUCCUAGUGCUCUUGGUGGCCAUCCCCCUGUUGGUCCACACGACCAAAGGGGGAAGUGCUGGAAGUGGAGGAACCCAUUAUGAGAUGCUGGGUAGCUGCAGGAUGGUGUGCGACCCCUACACCACCUCCCAAACUGGCCAGGAGCUGAGUGCUGUGUCACCUCCACCACCGGAUUAUGCUGGGAGAAAGACAAAGGCAGGAUUCCGAGGGCCCCCAGGGAUCCCCGGACCCCAGGGAGCUAAAGGCCCCCCAGGAGAGAGGGGUAAGCCAGGUCCACAGGGCCCCCCAGGUCCAGGGUCCGGAGGCUACGUGCCCUCCUUGUACAGCCCCAAGAUAGCCUUCUAUGCCGGGCUGCGCAAACAGCACGAGGGCAGCGAGGUGCUCAAGUUUGAUGACGUGGUCACCAAUGUGGGCAACUACUAUGAGCCCACCACUGGCAAGUUCACCUGCCCCCUGCCUGGCAUCUACUACUUCACCUACCACGUACUCAUGAGGGGCGGAGAUGGCACCAGCAUGUGGGCCGACCUGAGGAAGAACGGACAGGUAAGAGCCAGCGCCAUUGCCCAGGAUGCCGAUCAGAAUUACGACUACGCCUCCAACAGCGUGAUCCUGCACCUGGACGUGGGAGACGAGGUGUGUGUGCAGCUGGACGGAGGGAAGGUGCACGGGGGGAACACCAACAAAUACAGCACCUUCUCUGGCUUCCUCAUUUACCCAGACUGA